Molecule: messenger RNA, 888 nt
Organism: Centruroides sculpturatus (bark scorpion)
Lineage: Eukaryota; Metazoa; Arthropoda; Arachnida; Scorpiones; Buthidae
Exons: 1
Source: RefSeq, a predicted model, not a curated record
GUACGUCGUUUUCCUUUUCUCAAGACCUCAGUUGUCAGAUCAUUGCCGAGAUCGGAGCGGUAAAAAUCCCUCCAUACAACUUUUCCGACCCAGCCUUAUGGUUCCACAUGUGUGAAAGCACAUUUGCGCUAGGAUCUCCAAAGCUGAUCACGGAAAGUGCCACAAAGUUCAACUACGUAGUGGCCCAUUUACCCCCGAAAGUCACAUCAACAGUUAGAGACAUUAUUAUUUCUCCGGACCAUACAGACCUGUACGGUCACAUAAAGGUAGAACUUAUUAAACGAUCCGGCGAAUCGUCUCAACAGGAGCUACGAAAACUAUUGGCCGAAGAACAGCUAGGAGAUCACAAACUCUCCAAACUACUAUGUAUUCUAAAGAGUCGGGCGGAAAAUUUUCAAAUCCCGGACGCAGUUAUACUAGAAUUAUUCAUACAACACCUUCCGACGUCCGUCCAAUCUAUCCUAGCCACCAUUACCCCACUCAACGUAGACAAAGCAGCGGAGGUAACGGACCGAAUGGUGGAAGUAACCUCCACAACGAUAGUUUCAGUGUCGCAACCUGAGAAACCCGUUACUGUAACCAACAAAAUACUAGUCGAAAUAGAUAAACUUAACAAGUGAAUCGAUCAACUAACGCAGGCACGUCGGGAUCGCAGUGACCAUUUUUCUCGAUGCUGCUGCAGCAGUUCAGGACAUUGCAACAAUUCAACUCACCACAGUAUUAACAACUACUGCUGGUACCAGAACCGUUUUGGCACAAAGGCACAAAAAUGUACUCCUCCGUGUAGUUUUUCCAACAAACGAGAGCGGCGAAGCGUAAAGGCGACAUGCACUUUGCCGGAACAAUCUCGUCGCCUGUUCAUCCUAGACAAGAAAAUGAACAUAAACU